Molecule: messenger RNA, 1239 nt
Organism: Cryptomeria japonica (Japanese cedar)
Lineage: Eukaryota; Viridiplantae; Streptophyta; Pinopsida; Cupressales; Cupressaceae
Exons: 1
Coding region: 1-1239 (412 amino acids)
Source: RefSeq, a predicted model, not a curated record
AUGGAGAAAAUAUCUUUGAUGAUAGAUAAUAAAAGCUGGAACAACUCGGUUUCCUUUUUCCGGGAGAGGGGUUUUUUUGUCAAAUGCUUUGGGGAUUGGCUGGCGGUGGGAAAGAUGAAGAGUUGGUGCACUAAGACUUGGAAAUGCAAUAUCGAGCUUAAAACCCUUCCAAAUGGUUUUUUCUUGGUAAUAACAGAGGAUAAUAAGGAUAAGCAUGAAAUAUUGAAUAAUGGACCUGUUUUCAUGGGUGGAAGGGGUUUGUACAUUAGGGAUUGGGAGCCAAAUUUCAACCCAGUGCUAGCCCCGAUAGAAAUGGUACAUGUCUGGCUCAGAUUAUAUAAUCUACCCAGAGAAUACUGGAAUGAGGAUUUUUUUCAAGCAUUGGGUAAUAAAAUGGGGUUCUUCAUCCGAGCGGAUGAGGCCAUUGAGACCAAAGACUUUAGCAUGUACGCACGAAUAUGUAUUGGAUGGAAACCCCACUACCCACUUCCUGAACAAGUGGAGAUCAUUACAAACGCAGGACAGUGGCUUCAAAAAAUAGAGAUGGAGGAGUCUAACGAAACCUGUCAACUUUGUAAAAAAGAAGGACAUUCAGAGGAGACAUGCCUUAUAGGCCCAAAAGGGAAAGCGGUGGAGACAACGAUAGAAGAUGAGGUGAACUUUUUUGCAAGUAAGGUCAACAUAAGCAAGGGAAUGAGACCCUUGGAGGACGAGAUCCAAGCCAAUCAAAACCCUAUAUUGCAGGGGGAGGUUUCGAAGGCCCCCAUCAUCACCGCCCUGGAAGAAGAAGAGAAUGUUCCCGAAGAUGAUAUACUCAACAAGCAUAGGGAGGCGGCAGGAUGGGUGGAAGAGGCCAUUACAAGAGUUGAGAAAGUAGUGGAUAUUCUGGAUGAGGUUAAUGCCAAAACCGCCUCUCCUACAGAAGCAGGUACCAAUGUGGAGCUGAAUCAGCCUUCGGAGAAGGAAAUGGGCUCAAGGUUGGAUUAUGAGGAAGUCAAAGAUAAUAGAGAGCUGGAAGGAGCUGAGGAGGAUGACGAUUGGGGCUGGAUGGACGAGGAGGACAUUGUGGAAAUACAAACCAUAGAGCAAUCGAAACUGACUUGUACUAAGAUACGAAUAGGAGAAAAGAGAUUGAGGGGCAGAAAGUCAAACCAAUUCAAAAUUGCGAUGGCUGGUAGUGCGAAAGGCCAAAGUAAAUUGACAGUAGGGAAGGGAGUCACCCUUCCUGAAGGACAAUGA